Molecule: messenger RNA, 3331 nt
Organism: Mauremys reevesii (Reeves's turtle)
Lineage: Eukaryota; Metazoa; Chordata; Testudines; Geoemydidae
Gene: GLUL
Product: glutamate-ammonia ligase
Exons: 6
Coding region: 1-1122 (373 amino acids)
Cellular component (GO): cytoplasm
Molecular function (GO): glutamine synthetase activity
Source: RefSeq, a predicted model, not a curated record
AUGGCCACCUCAGCGAGUUCCCACCUGAGCAAAGCUAUAAAGCAAAUGUACAUGAAGCUGCCUCAGGGUGAAAAGGUGCAGGCUAUGUACAUCUGGAUUGAUGGGACUGGGGAGAACCUGCGCUGUAAAACCCGGACGCUUGACCAAGAGCCCAAGAGCAUUGAAGAUCUACCUGAGUGGAACUUUGACGGCUCUAGCACCCUCCAGUCUGAGGGUUCAAACAGUGAUAUGUACCUUCUCCCUGCUGCCAUGUUCCGGGACCCUUUCCGCAAGGACCCCAACAAGCUGGUUCUUUGUGAGGUCUUCAAGUACAACCGCAAACCAGCAGAGUCAAACCUACGGCACACCUGUAAACGGAUUAUGGAUAUGGUGUCCAACCAGGUCCCCUGGUUUGGGAUGGAGCAAGAAUAUACUCUUCUUGGGACAGAUGGACAUCCAUUUGGUUGGCCUUCCAAUGGCUUCCCUGGGCCCCAGGGUCCAUAUUACUGCGGCGUAGGAGCAGACAAAGCCUAUGGCAGAGACAUUGUGGAAGCGCAUUAUCGUGCAUGUCUCUAUGCUGGUGUUAAAAUUGGAGGAACAAAUGCAGAAGUGAUGCCCGCACAGUGGGAAUUCCAGGUGGGCCCAUGCGAAGGGAUUGAGAUGGGGGAUCACCUCUGGAUUGCACGCUUCAUCCUACAUCGGGUGUGUGAAGACUUUGGGGUAAUUGUGUCCUUCGAUCCCAAACCCAUCUCUGGGAAUUGGAAUGGAGCCGGUUGCCACACCAACUUCAGCACCAAGUCCAUGAGGGAGGAAGGAGGCCUCAAGCAUAUAGAAGAGGCCAUUGAGAAGCUUAGCAAGCGGCACCAGUACCACAUCCGUGCUUACGACCCAAAAGGGGGGCUGGACAAUGCCAGGCGCCUGACGGGCUUCCACGAGACAUCCAGCAUCCAUGAAUUCUCUGCUGGCGUGGCCAACCGUGGGGCCAGUAUCCGUAUCCCCAGAAACGUGGGCCAAGAAAAGAAGGGCUACUUCGAGGACCGCCGGCCCUCUGCCAACUGCGACCCUUAUGCUGUGACGGAGGCACUAAUCCGUACGUGUCUUCUCAGCGAAACCGGGGAUGAGCCCUUUGAGUACAAGAACUAAGUGGACUGCCCCCCGACAGACACCACCUGCCCCCAAAUGUCUCUUCUAGAUGUAAUUCUGAGGGCACAAGUUACCACUUUGUUUGUGUCCCAGUAACUCUUGUGUUGGGGGAGGGAGCAUUUAGUUCUUGUCGAUGUCUCUUUGUUGAUGCUUGAGAGGAGGCGUGUGCGUUAGAGAAGAAUUUUAACCACUGUUUUGUCUAAUUCAUCUGUAUGUCUGACAGGACCCAGUGGCUUCCAUGGACACAGGGUGAUAGGCUGAAGGAAGGUGGAUGGACAAGAGGCUGUAGUGGGUUUUGCCCAAGAGAGUCUAACUCCCAUGAUAACAUACAUAACUAAACUCUCCAUAGACCAGUUGUCCUCGGAUUUGAGUUAUUCAGGGGAGAAAGGAGUAAAGCAGCUAUGAUAGAUUCUGACCCCUUUGCACACUUACACAUGGUGGGAAAUUUCCCUUCUCUGGCUUUGAUAAGACUUUUGGGCAUCUUCUUGCAUUCUACUGUCCCAGCUAAAUGUGGGAGCUGGUAGCAAAAUUCCUCCUUGCUCUGUCAUUGGAAGCCACUCGAUCUCCUGUGUAUAACACAGAGUGAAGUAGUAUUUUUUUUAUAUAUAUAUAUAUUUAAAUGUAAAAACAAAAAAAACCCUAUAUAUAAUUUUUUUUUUAAAAGAUGUUCCAAUAACUCAGCCAGCUAGAGCAGGCAGGGUUCCUGAAGGUACUGUUGGAGGUGGACCUCCAGCGUGGGCUAGAGAAGAGGGUAGAAUGGGGGGUGGGGGGGGUGUCCAGGAGGGAAGUUGACACUUUUUUUUUUUAAAUACUUUUGAAAUGUGGCUUUGCCAUUCCUGGCAGGACAUCGGUUCAGCACUUGGAAGCUAGCGGUAAAGAUCGUAACUUAAACUCGAGCUGAUGCAGGCGUGUGGCGUGGCUGAAACACAAGGAGGAUGUUCUAAAUUAUGAGUUGGCUGGUCAACUUAACUAUGUUAGCAAUGGGGCCAUGGGUGUUUUAUUUUCCCGUGGGAUUAGCAUGUCACUAAAGCAGGGCUUUUCAUAAAAAGAAACAACUUUUAGAUUUUAAUAAUAUUUUUAGGGUUUCUAAAGUUGUACAGUUUUACAGAGACCAUUGGUGUUAACUGUUGAUAUGUCUUGGCACGCAAACUACCUGCCACCUAGCCAGGACUACACUAAUGAGAGGGCUCUGUGCCACCCUGCCCUCCCCUCCCAGGCUGCCCCUAAGUUCUCUCAGGGGAAUGUCUAGUGGGUUCAAAAGUUCUGGGAUUUUGGAUGGUGCCAAUAUAGGCCAUUGCAUUUGGAUUUAUGAAUAGUUUCUUUUAUAAUAACAAAAAAAACUUAAUUCUGACUUCUUUCUCUCUGGUUUUAUUCAUCGGAAAUGUCAUGGUGUGGGCUCUUAGCUAUCUGGAGGGAGUUCAGCCUGGAUUUCCUCUCUCUCCUGGGAUAAGAUGGGGAAUCCUAGACACACAUGUUCAUUCUCUGGGCAAAAUGCCAUCCUUGGCCUGGAGGAACUCUUGGGAUUAUGGUUGCCAAUUUUGGUCAGAUGGAGGUUUCAUUACAUGACAUAAUCUUUAAUUCCUGGAGACUCCUGGACAAUCUAAGUAGGGGUGCCAACCCACCAUGGAUGAGCUGGGGAACUCAGACAUGGGAUCUUCAUGUAAAAAGCUGCCCCCCCCCCCCAAAUCUGAAGCCAUUCAGUUGUGUAAGAACACAUUUUUACAAAGUUGUUUGGCCAAAUUCAGCUCAUUAUGCCUGCAUCUGUGUACCUGAAAUGGGGCUGUGACCUGCUAUUGUUCACAUUAGUUUUCCUCCAGUUGUCUGCCCCUGAAAGAUUCCAACUCAAACCCCCUUCUCUUCAGAAGAGGUUAAUGCAGGAACCUGUAGCUAGUACUAAUGACUUGCCUCAUAAAAUUUUCUAAACAAAAGGCCUAAGUGGUGUUGACUACCUGCAAAUCCUGCGUGUUUCACUUGGGAGCAGGGUCACUGUGAUAAAGAAUUAAUCACACAUUUCCUAAUGCAAGAGUCAGACUCCUAGCAGGGGUUUUUCAAAAAUACUCCAUGUUAGCCUUCCUCUGCUCCCAUCUUGGGCGUUUUACUGUUGACUUCUGUGGAAACUGCUAAGCCAAGGGCAAGCGCUUUUGUGUAUCCCACACAUAAUCUUCCUAGACAAAUGUUUAUCAUUCUUAGCUUCCCACGCUACUUGAGA